AUGAAACCCAGCAGCUUCAGGAAAACCCGGAUUUCCUCCAUUCCGCUGUUUCUCAACAUGCUGCCGGACAACAGAGCCACUGAUUACGAGGCGGCGACCUCCUUCCUGGGAGAAUGGGGACGUUUCCAGCGGCGGGUCUUUUUCCUGCUCAGCCUGAGCGUCGUCCCUAACGGACUCACCGCUUUCUCCAUCGUGUUUCUGGCCGACACGCCGGAUCACCGCUGCGCGCUGCCCGCGCACCUGAACCUCAGCGCCGCCUGGAGGAACAGCAGCAUCCCGCUGGAGGAGGAUGCGAGCCGCGGCGGCGCUCUGGUGCCCAGCAAGUGCUCCAGAUACAAAGUGGAGUAUUUAUUAAAUUACACGGAGAGAGGCUUGCUGCCCGGAUUGGACGUUAAUCUCUCCAACGUGCCCAAAGAAAGCUGCCUGGACGGAUGGGAGUUUGACCACAGCGUGUAUGAAUCUACUAUUGUCUCUGAGUGGAACCUAGCGUGUGGCGAAAGUUGGAAGACUCCACUGACGUCGUCCAUCUUCUUCUGUGGUGUUUUCACCGGCUCAUUAAUUUCUGGACAACUCUCUGACAGGUUUGGGAGGAAAAUUGUGAUGUUUGCCACCAUAGCCCUGCAGGCGGUCUCCAGAUUCAUCCAAGUCUUCUCUCCAAGCUGGAUUGUUUUCUGUGCUCUGCAUUUUAUUGUGGGGAUAGGCCAAGUUUCAAAUUACAUUGUUGCAUUUGUUUUAGGAAUGGAGGUUCUGGGCCCUCGGACCCGAACAGUUUUCUCCACGGCUGCGGUCAGUCUGUCCUUUGGUGUGGGCUACAUGCUCCUGCCGCUGUUUGCGUUCUUCCUCACUGACUGGAGGAUGCUGCUGCUGGCCCUGAUGCUGCCCAGCUGCCUGUGUAUGCCUCUCUGGUGGUUCAUUCCAGAGUCUCCUCGAUGGUUGCUCUCUCAAGGACGAACAGAAGAAGCUGAGGCCGUUCUCAGAAAAGCAGCUGAAAUGAACAACAUUGAGCCUCCAACAGUCAUCUUUAGCUCUUUACAGCACAGAGUGAAGACCGAGGAGAAGAGGCCCUGCAACAUCUGUGACCUGCUCCGUUCUCCAAACAUUCGCUGGAUCUCCAUCACGCUGUGGGUGAUCUGGAACACCAUCACCAUCGCCUACUUUGCUCUUUCCCUGAACACGGCGAACCUCAACGGAAACGCCUACUUCAACUGCUUCCUGUCUGCCCUGAUGGAGAUGCCAGCUUACGUUCUGUCCUGGGUUAUGUUUCGCUGGUGCUCCAGACGAAUGAGUGUUUUCUCAUCGCUCUCCUCGGCAGGGUUGUUUCUACUCAUCAUACAGCUCUUACCAGAUUUAGAUGCUCUGUCCAUAACGUUUGAGAUGUUGGGGAAGUUUGCGGUGUCCACUGCCUUUGCCGUUGUGUACGCCUACACAGCAGAGCUGUACCCCACUGUGCUGAGGAACACGGCUGUCGGCGCCUGCUCCACGGCUGCCAGAAUAGGCAGCAUUAUUGCUCCAUACUUCAUCUAUUUACGAACCUAUUCGGUGUCCCUGCCUUACAUCCUAAUGGGAAGCCUGACCGCUGCGGCCGGGUUGCUGAGCCUCCUGCUGCCUGAGAGCUUUGGAAUGCCGCUGCCGGACACAAUCAGUCACAUGCUGCAGUUUCCUGGAUGUUGUCAAAAGACACCAAACACUGAAAAUGAGGAAAAAGCUGAAGAAGAAACGACUCUGGUCAAAAGGAGUCACCCUCAAAUCACUCAGCAGCCAUGAAGUCCAAGAGUGCAGAAAAGAGAAAAUCCAUCUGAUCUGGGAAACCAAACAGAAAAACAUUUUGAUGAUUCUUUGUCCAACAUUUCUGUGAACACCAUUAUUGUUAUCAUUUCUCUCUAUUAAUACAACUUCAGCCAGAGUUGAUAGUGCUGAUAAACUGAAAAUGAUGUAGCAGAAUAAACAAUUUAGAAAGUAGUUACUCAAAUACAGAUUAGUCUUUACCUUAAAUUUGGGUUUUACAUGUAACUCUGUGUAACUGUCAGACUGUUAAGAGUCACAUGAACCUACACGUUUUAGCAGUUUUCUAAUAAAUCAUUCAUUUUUGAAACUGUGAUAAAACUUAUUUUUUACUCCACAUUUUACUAACUUGUAAUGACUUAUUUUUGAUGUUAGUUUGAUUACGACUGAUUUAAAGUUACAUAUUGAGCUGUGAGUUUGGGAGGCAAAGCAUUUUAACCAGACAGGUCAAAAUGGUGAGAUCUUUGUGAUUCUUUUAUGCAAACAGAUCAUCAUCUUAAGUCCUUGUGAUAAAAUGUGAAAAUGUGAGAAUAGAGAUUAGUAUUUGACUCUAGAGUCAUGACUAGAUGGGUCAGUGUGGUUGUUGUGGAGCACUUCUUUGGUCACAAAUGGUAAAAAGAAACAUUGAAUUGACCAGGGAGAAGGAGAAUCUCUGUUGGGAGUGAAGUUUCCAUGUAUAAUUUAUAUUCUUGUUUAUCGCAAAUAGUUUGAAUUUCUGAAUUAUUAAAGCAUGGACAUUGUUUUUGAAAUAUUUUGAUAAAAAAUUCAAGUAUUGAUGCAAAAAAUAAAAAAAGGCAUGCAUGUUGAAAUGUAAAAGACCCAAACAUAUUUGAUGAUAUUAAUCGAAAUGAUAAUUAUCUUAAUGCAAUCACUCUUCCCUACUUGUAGCCUCU
Molecule: messenger RNA, 2675 nt
Organism: Poeciliopsis prolifica (blackstripe livebearer)
Lineage: Eukaryota; Metazoa; Chordata; Actinopteri; Cyprinodontiformes; Poeciliidae
Product: solute carrier family 22 member 4-like
Exons: 10
Coding region: 1-1764 (587 amino acids)
Biological process (GO): transmembrane transport
Cellular component (GO): membrane
Molecular function (GO): transmembrane transporter activity
Source: RefSeq, a predicted model, not a curated record